Coffea eugenioides is the source of this 630-nucleotide messenger RNA. Its product is annotated as protein SMG7L-like. Gene Ontology annotation, biological process: nuclear-transcribed mRNA catabolic process, nonsense-mediated decay. Gene Ontology annotation, cellular component: telomerase holoenzyme complex. Gene Ontology annotation, molecular function: telomeric repeat DNA binding; protein binding; telomerase RNA binding. Lineage: Eukaryota; Viridiplantae; Streptophyta; Magnoliopsida; Gentianales; Rubiaceae. The coding region runs from base 13 to 525 and encodes 170 amino acids. The transcript is spliced from 3 exons. The record is from RefSeq and is a predicted model, not a curated record.
UCUACUGAACAAAUGAAAUUGAGCAAGUGUCAGUUUGCAUGCCACCGCUUUCUAAUAUGUCUUGGGGAUCUUGCUAGAUAUGGCGAGCUUUGUAAGAAACAGGAUGCUUCUAAAUGGUCGGUUGCGUUUACUUACUACUUAGAAGCAAGCAGGAUAUGGCCAGCUAGCGGGAAUCCCCAUAAUCAACUGGCACUGUUAGCAACAUAUGUUGGCGAUGCUUUCCUGGCAUUGUACCACUGCACGAGAAGUUUAGCUGUUAAAGAACCUUUCCCUGAUGCAUGGAAUAACCUUAUGCUACUCUUUGAAGAGAACGGGUCAUCCCAUCUGUCUUCACUUUCCAGUGAGACACACAUCGAUUUGUUAAAGCCAUUUGAAAAAGUCUCCUUGCAGGCCGCACCACAGUCUCUCACUGGAUCUUCAAAUAAGAGUAACUUGGAAACUAACAACAUCUUUUCUACUGCAAAAACUGAACUCUGGCCCCUCUUUGUGAGAUUGAUAAGUUUUUUCCUUGGGAGAUCCAGGUAAUUAGAGCAACACAAUAUUCUCUUGAUCUGACUUAUAUUCUGGCUAACCCAUCAGAAGACAACAAACAGGAUUAGUCCCUGCUGAUUUUGUGACUAUUUUCAUUUC